Molecule: messenger RNA, 324 nt
Organism: Pipistrellus nathusii (Nathusius's pipistrelle)
Lineage: Eukaryota; Metazoa; Chordata; Mammalia; Chiroptera; Vespertilionidae
Source: the annotation of a GenBank genome assembly
AUGGUUGAUGUUUCUCUCUCCUCUUCCUUCCUCUCUGAAAUCAAUUAUAUAAAUAUAUAUAUAAUAAAAGUGGCCCCUAGACAGUUUGGUUCAGUGGAUAGAGCAUUGUGUUGGCAUGGGGACCAAAGUGUCCUGGGUUCGAUUCCCAUCAAGGGCACAUACCUCGGUUGUAGGAUCCUCCCUGGCCCAGGCCCUGGUUGGGGCUCCUGCAGGAGGCAACCAAUCAAUGUGUUUCUCUCACUUCAAUAUUUUUCUGUCUUUCCUUCUCUCUCUCUUCCUCUAUCUCUAAAAAUCAAUGGAAAAAUACCCUCGGGUGAGGAUUAA